This is a messenger RNA of Cricetulus griseus (Chinese hamster), 3948 nucleotides long. The record is from RefSeq and is a predicted model, not a curated record. Lineage: Eukaryota; Metazoa; Chordata; Mammalia; Rodentia; Cricetidae.
GUUCCUCCUCGGAGCCCCCCUCUCCCCCAAAACUUCACUUGAAGUGGGAGAGGGUGGACGCCAGUUCACCAUUUAGGGCGUCUCAGAAACAAUGCUAUAAUAAACAUUCUUCUACCUGGACCUUAAUGCAAAGCUUUUGGCGUUUUCAAGACACCAAGAUACAAGAUACAUGCUUUGGAGUCGUAGGACACCAAGAUACAAGAUACAUGCUUUGGAGUCGUAGGAGAAUUGUGGAUUCAAAAGUUGUCAUAUAAGGCUUUGAGCAUUACAGUUUUGUUCACUGGGGUGUCAGGAGAAUUACCUGUGAUUGACCUACAGUAUAGACCUGUAAUGGCCAAAUACUACAGUGAAGUUCCAAGUCUGCAACAGGAUGAUUCAGUUAUAGAAGGAGUAAGUGAUCAAGUGCUUGUGGCAGUGGUGGUCAGUUUUGCUUUGAUUGCUACUCUCCUAUAUGCACUUUUCAGAAAUGUACAGCAGAACAUUCAUCCAGAAAACCAAGAACUAGUCAGGGUGCUUCGAGAACAACUUCAAACAGAACAGGAUGUCCCUGCGCCUGCUCGACAGCAGUUCUAUACUGAAAUGUACUGUCCAAUCUGCUUACAUCAGGCCUCCUUUCCUGUAGAAACAAACUGUGGACAUCUUUUUUGUGGUUCCUGCAUAAUUGCAUACUGGAGAUAUGGGUCCUGGCUUGGUGCAAUCAGUUGUCCAAUCUGUAGACAAACGGUAACUCUACUCCUAACAGUAUUUGGUGAAGACGAUCAGUCUCAGGAUGUUGUAAGAUUGCGUCAAGAUGUUAAUGAUUAUAACCGGAGAUUCUCAGGGCAGCCUAGAUCUAUUUUGGAAAGAAUCAUGGAUCUCCCCACCUUGCUGAGACAUGCAUUCAGGGAAGUGUUUUCAGUUGGGGGUCUCUUCUGGAUGUUCCGAAUUAGGAUAAUGCUUUGUUUAAUGGGAGCUUUUUUCUAUCUAAUAUCACCUCUAGACUUUGUACCUGAAGCCUUGUUUGGAAUUCUGGGCUUUCUAGACGACUUCUUUGUUAUCUUUUUGUUGCUUAUCUACAUCUCUAUUAUGUAUCGAGAAGUGAUAACCCAAAGACUGACUAGAUGAAAAAAUUAGUUUACUAGAAUAUCUGAGCUUAUAUAUUCAUGAAAGAAACAAACAAAAGGAUCCCUGGCAGUAUCAAUCACCCAGAUAUUACUUUACAAGCUUAAAACAUUUGGUUAUUGUUUGACAAAUGCCUAACAAUAUACAACUGGAAUUUUUACAUACUGCAGGUUCUAAUGAUAAGAUCAGAUUUAUAGUGAUCUACGGUUUUAUCUCAAUUCUGUGUUGUCUGUAAAAAAAAAAUAUGAAACCAAUUGAAAAGGGAUACAUUGUUUUCUUCUCCAAAUUAUUUAGCUUAAUUAGAUACAUAGUUGGAUAUUGCUAAAUGUACAAAUCAUCAUCCUAGCAGGUACCCAUACAAUAAUAGAGAACUUUGAAACUUGUCUAAGUAUUUUUGUUAAAGUCAAAUACUGUAUGAUUGGGAAAAGCCAGUGUCUCUGUGUUAGCCAAGCUUUGUGAACUUGGAGCAGCUCUGCUUUUUCAUUUUUGUCCAAUUCUUUGUGAUAACUGAAAAGGAAAGAAACUUGAACUUCAUGAUUUGACUACAUUAUCAGGCUAUGGAACACUUUAAUCAAUAGGAGAAUUAACAAAGUGAAAAACAUGCAUCUCCUGGAGGCACUUUUGACAUUCAGUUGUGACAUUUAGCCAUGAGUUUGGCCUUUUUUAUAGGAACAAAUAUUAAAGUAACUUGUAGCCAGUUGUGGUGGCUUUAUACUUGUAAUUUCUGAAUUCAGGAAGCUGAGGUGGGAGAUUGCCAUAAGUUCAAGGUCUGCCUAGGCUAUGUAAUGAGUUCUAGGUCAGCUUGAGCUUCAGAGUGAGGUCCUGCUCAAACCAAAAGCAGGGGAGUGGGUGAAAGUGCUUGCUGCCAACCCUUAUAAUCCAGGUUUGAACCUGGUUCUCACAUAGUGGAAGGAGAGAACAGAUUCUGCAAGUUGUCCUCUGACCUCCACAUGUGCAUGGUGGCCCAUGUGUGCACAGGCUUGUGUGCACACACACACACACACACACACACACACACACACACACACACACACGCACGCAGUAAAUAAGAUGCAAUUAAAAAGAAAACAUAAAAACAUCUGUAAAGGGAUUUUUUUUUUGUUUUGUUUUAGGAACCUAAGUAAUAUUGAAAGUACAUAGCUUGAUACAUUUUUUGAGGAAACAGGAUCUUCACUUCUAUUGUUAUUAGUCAGGGCCUUUGGGAAGGUACUAAGAACAUUGUUUAGAUUUUACAAAGUCAGAGUUUACAAAAGUUAAUUCUUGUAGCAAAAUGAAGACAUUUGAUUAGUUGUCUGUUUCCCUGAAGAUGUAAGUGCUAUAUUGUAGGUGGCAGUUUUUGGCUCAAAUUCAUCAUGUUUUGGGCAGAAUGAGGAAAUGUGUAUGAGAUAACUAUAUGAUGAGGCUCACCUGUAUUUUGAUGGUCCUGACACAAGAGUGUAAGGACUGUGGUUCUCUGUCUGAGUACCAUAGCAUGAGGUCCUCACUCUAGCUGCUUACUGGUGAGCAGCUAGACAGGCGUGUGCAAGGUGAUGCCCAGGGAUCCUUUGUCAUCUGAAAUUACCAUUGAUGUCUUAGCAUCAGCAUGUGUAUUUAGAGACAGGAAAUAAAGCUCAAAUCUGUCACAUUCCCACAUUAAUCAGAUUAGCUGCCAAAUAAUGAGAUUCUGAAUGAAAUGUCAAUUUAUGUUUCCUAAUUUAGACUUAACAGAGAGCUGUUGUCUCCCAUUAAAAACAAAAUACCAAAAAUAGCACUUGGAUAACAUGAUCAACACAGUUUCUCAUAAAUUUUCCUCUUAUCCUUAGGGAAUUUUGUAAGCAAGGUAGGGUGUUGUCAGCUUCCUGUUUCAGAGAUGAAACCUUCAUCCUGUGGAUGGAAAAUUGUUUUAUUUCCUAACAUAAUGGAACUAGUGUAAUUUAGGUAGACAUGAAAGCUAGUGUGAGGAGAAGCAGGAGGGAAACUGGAAUUCUUUGGAAGUCAGGUUUUCAUAAUACAUUAUUCCUUCACUGGAACAGUUUUGGUGCUUCUGAGCAGAAAACUCUAGAAGGAAGAUUCAUCAAAGGCUUCACCAAUCUUGAGUGUAUACUUCCAAGUCAAAUAAGAGUGGCACACACCAUAGAAAAACAUGGCCGCUCGUCACUAACGUGGAAAGCUGUUGAGUAGCAGGAGCUUGUUAUCAGACUGGAAAAAAAAUUUCGACCUUUUAAAAAUUCAAUGUGUGAUUUUCUGAAAUGAUUUUAUGUGCUGGUGUUCUACUCCAGAUGUCAGUUCUGUAAUAUUUGGGGUUAUUACUAAUACCUGGGAAGAGGUGUAUUGUACAAAAGUUUGUAACAUACAGAACCACUGUGUGAUUGAAGUCUUACUAAACCAAAAGGGAACAUACUGAUAUCUCAGAAUCUUACACCUCGUAUUCCCUCAUCUUUACUGAUCAUCAAUGAUAAAUGCAAAAUCAAUUUGAGAAAGUAUUCAAUCAAGUACAGUCAAUCAGUGUUUUAAAUGUCACAGUAAUACUUCUGUAUUCAGAGGUCAUGUAAAGCAACAAUUUGAUGUUUUUUAAACAACACAUAGUAACUGUCACGAAAGAGAUGGUGCAAGCCCAGGAACAGACAACAAUUUGAGCAGCUCUCCAAGGAAUGAGAAGGGAAAACUUAGGUUAACAGCUUACUAGAGUAGGGGUUCAGCACCUCCCAUCCUCAGUAUUCUAGAGGACAGCAGACUGCUCCCGAGCCCCAUGGCUGUGCAGAUGCCUACCUCAGUUCAUGCAGAAGACCAGGGGUUUCUUUCAAAUUUUGUGAUUUGGAGAGUUUGUUCAGCAUUUAUUCUUUGGAAUAAAAAUAUUAUACCUAAAAA